UUGUUUACAUAUCUCAACUUUUUAUCUUACAAUUGAUGAUGCCCUGUGAUCUAAAAUCAACUUUUUUAGUAUGACAAGUUACAGAAUAUGUGUUACACAUUUUACGUUAGGUUAUAGUUUAAAAAAUCAAUAUGACAAAUACGCCAACUCUCGAUAAACCAGGUCUUCCUCGAUUUGGCGAGAGACAUCGACAAAUUUUUUUAUUAUUUAGUCUCGCAGCAGUUGCCAUCGCAAUGAGGGUUCAGCUUUCAGUUGCAAUAGUAGCGAUGAAUGAUCCAGAAGCCUCGCCAAAUCCAAGCGUUCCAGUCUAUGACUGGAAGAAUAAAAGUGUUAUUUUGUCUUCAUUUUUUUGGGGUUACAUUGGACUGCAAUUAUUUGCAGCGGAUUGGGGCAGAAGGUAUGGAUCUAAACGAUUUCUUUUAGGAGCCAUGACUAUAAAUUGUACAGCUUUAGCUUUGGUCCCACUUCUCGCAGAACAUUUUGGAUCAAUAGGUGUAAUGUGUUCAAGAGUGGUGCAAGGCUUAUGCCAAGGAUUCGUUUACCCUUCAAUAAGUAAUUUACUUGGUAGGUGGACUCAUAUUUCAGAGAGAUCGAGACUGGGAAGUUUAACUUUAUCAGGUGCUCCAUUUGGAACAAUUAUGAGUUUACCAGUUAAUGGAUUUAUAGCUGCUUCUUGGCUUGGAUGGCCAUAUUGUUUUUACAUCUAUAGUAUAGCUGGUUAUCUAUGGGUUAUUAUGUUUUAUUUUCUUGGUGCUAGUACUCCCGCAGAGUCAAAAAGAAUAUCAGCUGCUGAAAGAGAGUACAUUGAGAAGUCUACCAAUAUCAAAGGCCAAAAUAAGUUGACAGUUCCGUGGAAAGAAAUUGUGAAAUGUAGACCAUUUUGGGCGCUGUUUUUGGCACAAGUUGGCCAAAUUUGGGGCUACAACACAUUACUAACAGAGAUGCCAAAUUAUAUGAACAAGGUUAUGGGAUUUCAAAUGUCGUCGAAUGGUCUUCUCUCGGCAUUGCCCUAUUUAACAUGCUUCCUGAUGUCUUUUGUAUUUGGAUUUAGCGCAGACUAUACCAUUAAUAAAAAAUACAUAAGUAGAACGACAGCAAGAAAAAUUUUCAAUGGAAUUUCUGGUAUUGGAGCUGGAACAUCAUUAUUGGUACUGAGUUUUUUGCCUGUAAGUGCUGUUACUCUUUCAGUUGUUAUGUUAGUCAGUGCUGUAGGAAUACAGUCAGCAGCUACCGCAGGAUAUACGUUAAAUCAUAUUGAUUUGUCACCGAAUUUCUCUGGGACCCUUCAAGCAAUCUGCAAUAGCUGUGGAAGUGGUUUAUCGAUCCUUGCACCAUUAUCAGUUCAGUUCAUUGUAGGUGAUGAUGAGACAAACAAACUUAAAUGGCGCAUCGUAUUUAUAGUAGCCGCUAUGAUGUAUAUUGUUCCAAGCAUCCUGUUUGCCCUCUUUGCUUCUGGAGUUCGUCAAAAGUGGGAUGGAUCAAAUGAUGAAGAAGAAAGAAAAAUAUCUGAAGUUAGAAUAAAGAAAGUCUCUGUAUGGUCUAUUAUGUCUGUGUAAUAUUUAUAUAAAUUAUAAUUUAUUUAUUUUUUA
Diabrotica virgifera virgifera (western corn rootworm) is the source of this 1589-nucleotide messenger RNA. RefSeq names its product putative inorganic phosphate cotransporter. The transcript is spliced from 8 exons. Lineage: Eukaryota; Metazoa; Arthropoda; Insecta; Coleoptera; Chrysomelidae. Gene Ontology annotation, biological process: monoatomic anion transport; transmembrane transport. Gene Ontology annotation, molecular function: transmembrane transporter activity. Gene Ontology annotation, cellular component: plasma membrane. The coding region runs from base 132 to 1556 and encodes 474 amino acids. The record is from RefSeq and is a predicted model, not a curated record.